CCCUACUGGAAUUGCCAAUUUCUAUCUCAGCCUAAAGUAUCUACAUGGUAUGUUCGCAAUUCUACAGGGUUGGUUCACAAUUGCGAAACAUCUCUUCCUCAACGCAUGAGGUAUGUGGAGCUCAAUGAAGACACACAAGGAAUUAUUGUUGCUUGUGCUAUAGAUGGUUUCGUGAGCCUUGAAGCCUGUGGUCGCGGUAGUAAACCAUACAACUAUGCUCGAGUUACGCACGGAUUUUCAGAUCGCACUGUAUACACUUUUAUGCCUCUUCAUAAGGGCGACUUCAUUGCUGCUGCAUGGAUUCGUGAGCCGAAACAUGAUGUAAGCAGUCGCCAGUCUGUUCUUGUGUUGAACACAUCCUUCCAGCGUACCUGUACCUUUGGGCAUUAUGUGCCGACGGAAAGGGAGCAUCGAUACCGGUUUGAACCUCUCCUUAAACAAAACGCCUAUCGAAUCACCGGUUUCUGCUAUAACGACGACGCGGUCUUAUUCUCAGGACGACUAAAGAUUGGUGUUACCUACGAAGGGAAGGCAAUUGGAUCGCUAACCACUCCACCUCUUCAAGCCGCGUAUACUAUGCCUAAACCUUGGAUACCGCAAUGGUGGGCGUCUUCUCCAUCUCUCGCUGGAGCAAGUAAAAGACGGGGUUGGAACGUCUCUUCUGCAUCUCUUGCUAGAGCAAAUCACGUACGGAUGUUUGUAAACAAUAAAAAAUCUCACAAACCGACCAUGGGAAUGCUGCUCUCUUAUGAAGAUCACCAGGAAUCAUUAGGGCAGUACAGAUUCGAUUGCGAUGUGGAGGAUUAUGAUCUGACAGGACCCAUGUGUUUCUUUUCUGGAGAGACUAUACUUGGCCCAUACAUAAAGAUCAUUUGCAAUAGCGAGGAGAAGCCAGGUUGGACAGAAAUUCCUCGGGCGGCAAAGCUCGUCUGGUGGUUCACGGAUGUUUGUUCGCAGCUAGAUGUCCUUACAAUGUAGUCUGGGGCACAUGGGCAUGAUCCUAAUAUAGUUUUUCGAGUUGAGCUCAUCUAGAUUGAUAACGCCACAAGGCACAAAUAUCAUUGAUGAUAAAUGGCAAGUUUAUGCAUAGCGUUUCCUGUUAAGAAUACUGCAUCACGCUUGCUGUCACAAGACGUAUGUUUUAGGAAGGCUUGCCUUACCAGUCCCAUGCGCA
Molecule: messenger RNA, 1174 nt
Organism: Bipolaris sorokiniana ND90Pr
Lineage: Eukaryota; Fungi; Ascomycota; Dothideomycetes; Pleosporales; Pleosporaceae
Exons: 2
Coding region: 106-978 (290 amino acids)
Source: RefSeq, a predicted model, not a curated record